GGAGGACGUAUGGAUCCCGCCGGCCGGUGGCAGAACCUGCCCAAGGGGCCCAGCUUAAAGCAUUUGACUGACCCGUCUUAUGGGAUCCCGCGGGAGCAGCAAAAGCCAGCGUUGCAGGAACUGACGCGGGCGCAUGUCGAGUCCUUCAACUACGCUGUGCGCGAGGGCCUCAGCCACGCGGUGCAGGCUAUACCUCCCUUUGAAUUUGCUUUCAAAGAUGAGCGGAUCUCUCUUACUAUUGUGGAUGCUGUCAUCAGUCCACCGAUGGUUCCAAAAGGAAACAUCUGCAAAGAGCUCAACAUUUAUCCCGCAGAAUGUCGGGGCCGGAGGAGUACCUACCGGGGCAAGUUGACAGCUGAUAUCAGCUGGGCAGUGAAUGGCAUCUCAAAAGGAGUCAUUAAACAGUUUCUUGGCUAUGUUCCCAUCAUGGUGAAGUCUAAGCUUUGCAACUUAUACAACCUUCCUCCAAAAGCCCUCAUUGAGCACCAUGAAGAAGCAGAGGAAAUGGGAGGCUAUUUUAUAAUCAAUGGCAUUGAAAAAGUCAUCCGAAUGUUAAUUAUGCCUCGGAGAAAUUUCCCCAUUGCAAUGGUAAGACCAAAAUGGAAAACCAGAGGGCCUGGCUAUACUCAGUAUGGAGUUUCAAUGCACUGUGUAAGGGAAGAACAUUCUGCUGUCAACAUGAACCUUCACUACCUGGAAAAUGGCACGGUUAUGUUGAACUUUAUUUACCGGAAAGAACUGUUUUUCCUUCCUUUGGGAUUUGCACUGAAGGCACUUGUCAACUUCUCCGAUUACCAGAUUUUUCAGGAGCUCAUCAAAGGCAAAGAGGAGGACUCUUUCUUUAGGAACUCCAUUUCUCAGAUGUUAAGGAUCGUAACGGAAGAGGGUUGUUCCACACAAAAACAGGUCCUUAAUUAUCUAGGUGAAUGCUUCAGAGUGAAGCUCAGUCUCCCUGACUGGUACCCAAAUGAACAGGCUGCAGAGUUUCUGUUUAACCAGUGCAUCUGUAUCCACUUGAAAUCCAGUACUGAAAAGUUUUACAUGCUUUGUCUCAUGACUCGGAAGCUCUUUGCUUUAGCCAAAGGAGAGUGCAUGGAGGAGAAUCCUGACAGUUUAGUGAAUCAAGAGGUCCUUACACCUGGUCAGCUCUUCCUUAUGUUUCUGAAGGAAAAAAUGGAAGCUUGGUUAGUGUCUAUAAAAAUUGCUCUAGACAAGAGGGCUCAGAAGGCCAAUGUGUCCAUAAACACUGAAAAUUUGAUGAAGAUUUUUAAUAUGGGAACAGACCUUACAAAACCAUUUGAAUAUCUUCUUGCUACUGGGAAUCUGCGUUCUAAAACAGGUCUUGGCUUCCUGCAAGAUUCUGGACUUUGUGUUGUGGCUGAUAAGCUGAACUUCAUACGCUAUCUCUCCCAUUUCCGCUGUGUGCACAGAGGGGCUGAUUUUGCUAAGAUGAGGACCACCACAGUACGCAGGCUGCUGCCGGAGUCCUGGGGUUUCCUUUGUCCUGUGCACACCCCAGAUGGGGAGCCCUGUGGCCUGAUGAACCACCUGACUGCCGUGUGUGAGGUCGUCACACAGUUUGUGUAUACAGCAUCUAUUCCGGCUUUGCUCUGCAGCUUGGGGGUCACUCCAGUUGAUGGAGCUCCACACCGGCCGUACAGUGAGUGCUACCCUGUCCUGCUGGACGGCGUCAUGGUUGGCUGGGUGGAUAAGGACCUUGCUCCUGGUGUUGCAGAUUCUCUCCGACACUUUAAGGUGUUGAGAGAAAAAAGAAUUCCUCCCUGGAUGGAAGUGGCCCUUAUCCCCAUGACAGGAAAACCAAGUCUAUACCCAGGGUUAUUCCUGUUUACCACUCCUUGUAGACUUGUGCGGCCUGUGCAGAACUUGGAAUUAGGCAAAGAAGAACUAAUUGGGACUAUGGAACAGAUCUUCAUGAACAUUGCCAUCUUCGAGGAUGAGGUUUUGGCUGGAGUUACCACCCACCAGGAGCUCUUCCCUCACAGCCUGCUGAGUGUGAUCGCCAACUUCAUCCCUUUCUCUGAUCACAACCAGAGUCCUCGGAACAUGUACCAGUGCCAGAUGGGGAAGCAAACUAUGGGCUUUCCACUUCUCACUUACCAAGCUCGAUCAGAUAAUAAACUGUAUCGUCUUCAGACUCCACAAAGCCCUUUAGUGAGACCAUACAUGUAUGAUUAUUAUGAUAUGGAUAACUAUCCAAUUGGGACAAAUGCCAUUGUUGCUGUUAUUUCUUACACUGGCUACGAUAUGGAAGAUGCCAUGAUUGUGAAUAAGGCCUCUUGGGAACGAGGCUUUGCCCAUGGAAGUGUCUACAAGUCUGAGUUCAUAGAUCUCUCUGAAAAAAUUAAACAAGGAGAUGAUAGUCUGGUGUUCGGAGUCAAACUUGGUGACCCACGGGUUUUGCAGAAGUUAGAUGAUGAUGGCUUGCCAUUUAUCGGAGCACAGUUGCAGUAUGGAGAUCCGUAUUAUGGCUACCUGAACCUCAACACCGGGGAAAACUUUGUGAUCUACUAUAAGAGUAAAGAAAAUUGCAUUGUGGAUAACAUCAAAGUGUGCAGUAAUGACACCGGCAGUGGGAAAUUCAAGUGUAUUUGCAUCACGAUGAGAGUCCCUCGGAACCCAACUAUCGGAGAUAAAUUUGCCAGUCGUCAUGGGCAGAAGGGCAUCUUGAGCCGGUUGUGGCCAGCUGAGGACAUGCCAUUUUCUGAGAGUGGGAUGGUCCCAGACAUUUUGUUCAAUCCUCAUGGUUUUCCCUCCCGCAUGACCAUUGGUAUGUUAAUUGAGAGUAUGGCGGGGAAGUCUGCUGCUUUGCACGGUCUCUGCCACGAUGCUACACCCUUCACCUUUUCAGAGGAGAACUCAGCCUUAGAAUACUUCGGUGAGAUGUUGAAAGCUGCUGGCUACAACUUCUAUGGCACCGAGAGGCUGUAUAGUGGCAUCAGUGGGAUAGAACUGGAAGCAGACAUCUUCAUAGGCGUGGUUUAUUAUCAACGUUUACGCCACAUGGUCUCAGACAAAUUCCAGGUUAGAACGACGGGAGCCAGAGACAAAGUCACUAACCAGCCUAUUGGGGGAAGAAACGUCCAGGGCGGAAUCCGUUUUGGGGAAAUGGAGCGGGAUGCUCUUUUAGCCCACGGUACAUCUUUUCUCCUUCAUGACCGCCUCUUCAACUGUUCGGAUCGAUCGGUAGCCCACGUGUGCGUGGAGUGUGGUAGUUUACUCUCUCCAUUGUUGGAGAAGCCACCGCCUUCUUGGUCUGCCAUGCGCAACAGAAAGUACAACUGUACUUUAUGUAAUCGCAGCGAUACUAUUGACACUGUUUCUGUGCCUUACGUUUUCCGGUAUUUUGUAGCCGAACUGGCAGCUAUGAACAUCAAAGUGAAAUUGGAUGUCAUUUAA
This is a messenger RNA of Puma concolor (puma), 3417 nucleotides long. RefSeq names its product RNA polymerase I subunit B (gene POLR1B). The record is from RefSeq and is a predicted model, not a curated record. NCBI's taxonomy places the organism in Eukaryota, Metazoa, Chordata, Mammalia, Carnivora, Felidae. Gene Ontology annotation, biological process: DNA-templated transcription. Gene Ontology annotation, molecular function: DNA binding; DNA-directed RNA polymerase activity; ribonucleoside binding. Gene Ontology annotation, cellular component: nucleus.